This is a messenger RNA of Drosophila rhopaloa, 497 nucleotides long. RefSeq lists its product as uncharacterized. Gene Ontology annotation, cellular component: mitochondrion; nucleoplasm; mitochondrial ribosome. Gene Ontology annotation, biological process: mitochondrial translation. The record is from RefSeq and is a predicted model, not a curated record. Bases 92 to 454 code for a protein of 120 amino acids. The transcript is spliced from 2 exons. NCBI's taxonomy places the organism in Eukaryota, Metazoa, Arthropoda, Insecta, Diptera, Drosophilidae. Gene Ontology annotation, molecular function: RNA binding.
UGGGAGGGAAAGCCGCUGGGUCCAGUGUUGAGCAGCGUUCGUGACGUAACCCAAAUCAGCUGUUCGGCCAGGAAACUUUGGAAAUUACGAGAUGCGAAUACCCACUGCCCUCUAUGCCGCCCGUGGCCGAUCCCCGCAGAGCGAGAAGGACGUGCCCUUCCAGGAGAUCCUGCCACUGCGGCUGAAAAACACAGUGAGCGGAAAGGCCGACUCCGGAUCGGAUGUGGCCUGCCUCCAGGAGAUGGGCGUCCUAUUCGCCUGCCUGAAGGACAACGAGUUCGUGGAGAAGUACUGCCACAAGGAGAUCAGCCAGUUCCAGAACUGCUUCAAGUGCUACAUGGACCGCAAAUUCGAGGCUAAGAAGACCGUCAACCAGGGAAUCGUUCAGCCGGGCAGCAACCUCAACUACAAACAGCUGAACAAGUACAUGCGCCGCUACCCCAAUCCCCUGUAGCUUAGAGUUUGAGUCGUUUAAUAAUACACUAUUUACAAAGUAA